CGGUGGCAGGCGGGGCGGGGCGGAGCGGGCGCUGCGUUGCCCGGGCGACGGGUGCGGGCGGGGUCGAGCCCUCCCGCCGCGGGCCGCCGGGCGCUGUCAGCGGGAUAAGAGCGGCGCGGGCGGGCGGACGGGCGGGGCGCGGAGCGGAGCUGGUGUUGUCAGAGCAGUUUGGUGCCCUUGGGGUCAGCACGACUGGAACAAAUACCUCCUUGCUGGAAAGCCUGGGAGAAGGACAGUAUCUGCUGCCCUGAAGCAGCCACAGCUAUAUGCAGUGCUCCAAGAAACUGGCAGACUGAGCAUGACUGGAGUAACUGUGUAUGAAACCAUUUGAUAUCAAACAGGUGAACCAAGGGUGGUGUUUCCAGAAUAUAUGUGCUUUUUCUUCCAAGUAGAAGAUAGAUGCAUUAAAAGCAGGCAAAGUAAUUCUGCUCAGACAUGAGCAGUCGCAGUAACUCACUGGCACGGGAAUUUUUGACGGAUGUCAACAGGCUGUGCAAUGCUGUGGUCCAGAAGGCAGAGGCCAAGGAAGAUGAAGAAGAAGAAACUCAUAUGGCAGCACUGGGACAAUACCUGGUUCAAGGCCGUGGAUUUAUUUUGCUUACCACAUUGAACUCUAUUAUUGAUCAGGAGCUGACAUGUCGAGAAGAACUUCUAACUCUCCUUCUGUCACUUCUACCACUGGUGUGGAAAAUCCCUGUCAAAGAAGAAAAAGCAAUAGAUUUUAAUCUACCCUUUACAGUUGACACAUGCCUGACCAAAGAGAACACUUCAAGUUCUGUGAAAUCUACUCAGGAAAAGCUAGGCUCAUCUCUUCAGGCUUCUGUAAAACUAAAUCCUCGAUCUCGAAAAAGUGGACGUCUUCGCAAAACCACCCAUCGUUACUCUGUGCGAGAUGCAAGAAGAUCUCAGCUGUCCACUUCAGAUUCGGAAGGCAAUUCUGAUGACAAGGCUACUGUAAUGAUGAAACACAGACGGUCUCAGUUCCUGCAGCCUUUUGUAACAUAUCCGCUUAGGGACAACUACUUUGCAGAUAGAAGUGAUUGCCUACCAGCUGAAGCAGUACCAAAUUCUAAUCCUGAUACCUCUAACCUAGAAAAUUCCAGCCAAAUUCUACCACAGGAAUUGAAAUUGGAGAUUUUGAAUGAGCCAGCUGUGGCGAUUGCUGAGAGCAACAUGGACAAUUCUCCAUUUGAUUUAUGCCAUGUUUUGCUGUCGCUCCUAGAAAAAGUGUGCAAAUUUGAUAUUACUUUGAAUCACAGUUCUGUUCUUACAGCUAGUGUGGUGCCCACAUUAACUGAAUUCCUAUCAGGAUUUGGAGACUGUUGCAAUGUAGCUAGUAGUGCAGAAAAUGAAGUAGUUUCUGCAGGGUGGACAGAAGAACCUGUGGCUUUGAUCCAAAGGAUGCUCUUUAGAACAGUGCUUCAUCUUAUGUCUUUAGACAUUAGCAAUACAGAAACAAUGCCUGACAACUUACGAAGAAAUCUAACAGACUUACUUAAAGCAGCAUUAAAAAUAAGAAUUUGCUUGGAAAAGCAGCCUGAUCUUUUUGUUCCAGGGCACAAAAAAACACUACAGCAGCAGGUUCAGGAUGACUUUGUAUAUUCUAGCUAUCAUCACAGAGCCUUGCUUCUACCUGAGGUUCUAGAGGGGGUCUUGCAAAUUUUGAUCUGCUGCCUACAGAGUGCAGCCUCCAACCCGUUCUACUUUAGUCAAGCUAUAGAUCUGGUUCAUGAGUUCAUACAGCAUCAGGGAUUUAAGCUGUUUGAAAUAACAGUGCUUCAGAUGGAAUGGCUGUGUAUGAAGAGUGAGGGAGUAACUGGGGAAGCCUCAGAGCACUUGAAAGCCCUAAUCAACAGCAUUAUGAAAAUAAUCAGCACUGUCAAAAAAGUGAAAUCAGAACAGCUUCAUCAAUCAAUGUGUACAAGAAAGCGGCACAGACGAUGUGAGUACUCUCACUUCAUGCACCACCACAGAGAUCUCUCUGGGCUUUCUGUAUCUGCUUUUAAAAACCAAGCUUCCAAAAACCCCUUUGAAACUGCUGAUGGAGAAGUUCAUUAUCCUGACCGAUGCUGUUGCAUUGCCGUUUGUGCACACCAGUGUCUGCACUUGUUGCAACAAGCUUCUUUGAGCAGUACCUGUGUUCAGAUUCUCUCGGGUGUACACAAUGUAGGAAUAUGCUGUUGUAUGGAUCCAAAGUCUGUGAUUAUCCCAUUGCUUCAUGCUUCCAAGUUACCAAUAUUAAAAAACUUUCAACAGCACAUACUGAACAUCCUUAACAAGUUUAUAUUGGAUCAGCUGGGUGGAGCUGAAGUUUCUCCAAAAAUUAUACAGGCAUCAUGCAAUAUAUGUACUAUUGACUGUGAUCAACUUGCUCAGCUGGAAGAUGCCUCGCAAGGCAACUCUAGUGUUGCUGGUCUUGCAUCCAGUCCCUCUUGCAGAGUUCAGGGGAUUCUGCCUAGUAGUGGAUCUGAAGAUAUGCUGUUGAGAUGGGAUGCACUAGAGGCUUAUCGGGACCUUGUUUUUGAAGAAGACAAACUAUGUGGCAUGCAGAUUGCAAGCCAUAUAUGCCACUUAAUUCAAAAGGGAAAUGCAAUGGUCCAAUGGAAACUCUAUAACUGUGUUUAUAAUCCAGUGCUUCAGAGAGGAGUUGAGCUAGCUUGCUAUGCUCAACAGCCAGGAAUAACUACAGCUGAUAAACACACAUGCAGUUACCAUAGCCAGUGUUUGCCUGAUGAAGUACUUCAGAUUUAUUUGCAGACACUCCCUGUGUUGCUUAAAUCCAGGGUAAUUAGAGACUCUUUUUUGAGCUGUAAUGGAGUAAACCAGAUGAUUGAAUUAAAUUACUUGGAUACUGUAAGAAGCCAUUCUCUGAAAGUGUUAGAGACUUUGAUACUCUACCUUGAAGACCAGCAGAAAGACCAAGCAAUGGCAGAACUAGAAGGCUUGACCAGUGAGCAAAAGGAGGCUGCAUCUGACUUGCCUGCUUCUCUUUGUAGCCAACCCACUGUUUCAGAAGUUCCUCAAAGCCUGAGCAAGUUUUAUGCUGGCCUCAAAGAGGCUUACCCAAAAAAGAAAAAGCUUGUGAGUCAAGACACUCAUGUCAACACAAUAAACCUGUUCCUCUGUGUUGCUUUUUUGUGUGUAAGUAAAGAAGCAGACUGUGAUCGGGAUUCAGCUAAUGACUCUGAAGACACUUCAGGAUAUGAUAGUACAGCUAGUGAGCCAUUAGGCCACAAAUUACCAUAUCUGUCAUUGGAAAGCCUUACUUUGCCUUCCCUGGAAUGUAUUCACAGGGCUGCAGAUAUUUGGUCCAUGUGUCGUUGGAUCUAUUUGUGUAGUUCAGUUUUCCAGAGACAGUUCCACAGACUUGGAGGUUUUGAAGCAUGCCAUAGAUUAUUAAUCCUGAUUAUUCAGAAACUUGCAGAGAACAAGGAAAAGGAGCAGGAAAAAAGAAUACUGAGUGAAAGCAGCAGAAGUUUGCAUGGGAACCCUCAUGCUGAGCCUCUCAUCAAGGGUGACUCUGCUCACUUGGCUAAAAGCAGGGAGUUGACACAAUCAGAACUCAACAGUUUUGACAAAAAUCCUGCUGCUGCAGAACAGUUGGUGUCUGAAUGUGUUUCCUGUGACAGCCCUUUGAGUAGGGAAGACACUUCAGUUACUCCUGUUGCUGAUCUUGAAGAGACAAAGCCCUCUGUAAGAGAAGAGGCUGAGUGGGCACUUCAGGGUAUCAGACUUCUUGAAGCGCUGCUGACAAUCUGUCUGCACAGUGCAAGCAGUACACAGAAAACAGAAGUAGAGAUGUUUCACCAGAAUACUUGUGUGGAUGAUAUCUUACUUGAAGUAAGAGACGAGCUUGCUCAAUCGAAAGUGAUAGAAACCAACUUGGCAAAGCCUCUGUUUGAUUCACUGCUUCGUGUUGCAUUGGGCACUUUUUCUGCUGAUCUGGAUCAUUCUGAAGAAAAAGUCGAAAAGCCCUAUCAUGCUGAAAAGGAGCCUGUGUCACAACCUGGAGACAUUUCAGAAGAAGCUGAAGAGUCACAGUGCUGUAGUCUUAAACUUCUUGCUGAAGAGGAAGGAUAUGAAGCAGAUAGUGAAAGUAACCCCGAUGACAGUGAAACCAAGGAUGAUGGAGCAGACACAAAGGCAGAACCUGGAUGCACUGGUCCUUCAGAUUAUUCUAAUGACCUAACUGACAACAUCAAUCAAGGAGAAUUAAUAUAUCCUGAAAUCUGCAUGCUAGAGUUAAACUUGCUCUCAGCUGGUAAUGCAAGUCUAGAUGUGCUUGCUCAUGUAUUCCACAGCUGCCUGAAAAUCAUCAGUCAGAAGGAGAGAAAUGCCACUUUACUUAUAGAACAGGGAGCUGUUAAAAAUCUUUUGGGAGGAUUUCUAAACAUAUUGACCCGGACGGAGUCUAGUUUUCAUGUAUGUCAGAUGGUGCUGGUAGACCUGUUAGUCGCUCUGAUGAGCUCACAGACAUGUUCAGAAGAGUUGACUCUUCUCCUGAGGAUAUUUUUGGAAAAGACACCCUGUAUGGAGAUACUACUUAAGGGUGUAUUGAAGAUUGUAGAAACUAAUAUCUCUAUGAACCCAUUACAGUACCUUGCCUUUCCUUUGCUACAUGGCACGCAUUUAAGUAGCUCUUCACAAAAAUCUGCUAGCACUCCCCACAGCAAGACUGCUGGGCUAUUAAAAAGAGCAAAAUUUUCACAGAAUAAGAAAGAGGCAGAUAGUGAAAAUCUGACUCACCAGCUGCUUUCCUCUUGGUAUGUAGCCCCAAUUCACCUGCCUUUAGUUGGACAAAACUGUUGGCCGCACAUGUCUGAGGGCUUCAGUGUCUCACUGUGGUUUCAUCUGGAGUCCCUUCACGAAGCAGAAAAUUCAACAGAAAAGGGGAAGAAGAUCAAGAAAAGAAGCAAGCUGUUAACUGUAAGAGAGAACAGCUUUGACAGCACAGAAGAAACUAAGUCUUUAGGAAUGGAAUACCUAAGCUUGGGAGAUAAACUUGUUGAAGAUGGCUGUAUUCAUAUAAUUUCACUGGGUUCCAAAGCGCUGAUGAUACAAGUCUGGGCAGAUUUGAACACUGGAGCUUUCAUAUUUCGUAUGUGCAUAGAUCCAAAUGAUGAGAUGAAAGCUGGUCUGCUGGCACAGGCUGAAUCUCCAGAGAAUGUUUUCCUUGUGGGCAAGUGGCAGCAUUUGGCAAUAACAUAUCUUCAGCAGCCAGAGAGCAAGAAAAAUAUCCAUGGAAAGCUGUUGCUGUGGGUUUCUGGUCAGAGGAAAUGUGAGAUUAAUUUAGAUUAUACACUACCAAGGAAAACAAGUUUAUCCUCUGACAGUAAUAAAACCUUUUGUAUGAUUGGCCAUUGUACGUCCUCUCAAGAAGACUUGCUUCGAUUGUCUGGUAGAUGGGACCUUGGAAAUCUGCUUCUCUUUAAUGGUGCAAAGAUUGGACCAGAGGAAGCAUUCUAUUUAUAUGCCUGUGGGCCAGACUUCACAUCUGUAAUGCCUUGUAAAUAUGGCAAAACAUUGACUGAUUGCUCUAAGUACAUAAGUAAAGAUAUUCUACAAUGUGAACAAAUUAAGGAGCUCUUCCUGACAAAAAAGGAAGUGGAUGUUGGACCUCUAGUUGAAAGUCUUGCUGUAGUGUAUACCACAUGCUGCCCUGCUCAGUACACCAUAUAUGAACCUGUUAUUCGACUGAAAAGUCAAGUGAAAACUGUGCCUUCUCAGCGACCUUUCAGUUCAAAAGAAGUUCAGAGCAGUGUGUUGGAUUCUCAUCACCUGAAAAUACUUCAGCCUGUUGAAUAUAAAACCCUCCAGGGCAUACUACAUGAAAUUGGAGGAACUGGUGCAUUUGUUUUCCUCUUUGCUAGGGUUGUAGAGAUUAGCAGCUGUGAAGACACUCAAGCUUUAGCACUUCAACUUAUACUAUCUUUAACAAAAUACAAUCAACAGAGAGUACAGGAGAUGGAAAACUGUAAUGGCUAUUCCAUGGUUCAUCGAGUGUUGAUCAAACCAAAGUGUGUUGUUGGAUUUUGCAUGCUGAAGACUCUCCUUGAAGGAUGCUGCAGUGAUGAGAUUCUCUAUAUAAAUGAGAAUGGGCAAUUCAUGCUUGACACAGAUUCUACAGCAGUAAUCCAGGAUGUUCAGUUGUUAGAAAAACUGCUGCUUGACUGGAAGAUAUGGUCUAAAGCAAAGGAAGGUGUUUGGGAAACACUGUUAGCAGCUCUAGAAAUCCUUAUCAGAGCUAACCAUCACCAACAGAUGUUUAACAUUAAACAGCUGUUGAAAGCUCAAGUGGUACAUCACUUCCUGUUAACUUGUCAAGUUCUGCAGGAACAUAAAGAAGGGCAUCUUGCAUCCCUGCCUCGGGAGGUUUGUAGGUCAUUUGUGAAAAUAAUUGAAGAAGUACUUGGAUCUCCCCCUGACCUGGAAUUGCUGACACUGGUCUUCAAUUUCCUCUUAUCAGUUCACCCUCCCACUAAUACAUAUGUUUGUCACAAUCCUACCAACUUCUACUUUUCCCUGCACAUAGAUGGUAAAAUUUUUCAGGAGAAAGUUGAAUCACUUAUGUACCUGAGAAAUUCCAGCGGUGGUGGGAAGUCAAUAGACAGUUCUGCAUUUGUCAUUACAACUCCAACUGGAUUUACAGCUUCACCACUGGAAGGGGACACUUCCAAGGCAAGCGCAGAGCAGAAGAUACGCUCUCAGGCACCUAAAAGGCUUUGCAAAAGCUUACCAGCAUCUCCUACUUCCUCACCUCAAGUUCAUCCAAAAAGGCUACAUGAGAAACUGGGCAGGAGCAUUGAUGACCUGCAGGAUAUUGGCAAGGGUGACUAUGGUGAUUUGCAGGGUAAAAUUGGUUCUGUAGGAAGUAGUGAAACCUUAAAAAGAGUACAAGAGGAGCUCUUUCUUAGCAGUUGUGAGUCUGCAAAAACAGUUUGUGACUCAGAAUUAACAUCCGCUGAAACAUUUGAAGAUAUUCCAAAAGAAGAAGAAUUAUCUGAAAACGCAUUUGAGAGUAAAGAAACAGAUAUGGAGCUGAAAUACGACAGCAGUGCUACACCUGAGCCAUUGCUGCGUCGUCCAGACAAUCUGAAAGGACUCCCUUCAUUUCAGAAGAGCCAGAGUAAUUUUGCUGGUUUGGGCUUAGCAUUUUCUGUUCACGGAGGAUCAUCAGUUGCACGCUGGCCAAGCCUUGCUGACAAGAAUGUAGUUCCUGAAGACUGGGAAAGUCUUGCCUUUUCUUCAGCUAGUGAGAAUAUCAGAAAAAAAUCUGAAGGCCCUGAUGAUAGAUCUACAGAAGACUGUCUUGUGCUCAUCUGUUGUGGAUUAUAUGACCUCUUGCGUGGAGUUCUCCUAAUCCUACCAGAUACCAUGCUAGAAGAUGUGAUGGACAAACUUAUCCAACCUGAUUAUCUUAUAGUUCUUGUGAACCACCCAUCUCCUCUCAUACAACAAGGCGUCAUUAAAUUGUUGGAUGCGUAUUUCAACAGAGCAAGGAGAGAGCAGAAGGAGAAAUUCUUAAAGAAUCGUGGCUUCUCCUUGCUAGCCAACCAGCUGUAUCUUCACCAGGGGACUCAGGAAGUUGUAGAAUGCUUUUUGGAAAUGCUCUUUGGCCGUUCUGUUGGCCUGGAUGAAGAAUUUGAUCUGGAAGAUGUCAAGAAUGUUGGACUCUUUCAAAAAUGGUGUGUUAUUCCUGUUCUGGGUCUUAUAGAGAACUCUUUGUAUGAUAAUGUUCUGCUGCAUAACUCCUUCUGCCUCCUGCUGCAAAUCAUAAAUUCCUGCUCAAAAGUUGCAGACCUACUGCUUGAUAAUGGUUUGCUGUAUGUGCUGUGUAAUACGCUAGCUGCUCUCAACGGCCUGGAAACAAACAUUUCUCUGAAUGACUACAAGUUACUUGCAUGUGAUAUACAACAGUUGCUGGUGGCAGUUGCAAUUCAUGCCUGCAGCUCCUCAGGUUCUCAAUAUUUUCGUGUUAUUGAAGACCUCAUUGUGCUGCUGGGGCAUCUUCAAAAUAGUAAAAAUGCAAGGAUGAAAAAUAUGGCAGUUGCUCUGCAAUUGAGAGUUCUUCAGGCAGCUAUUGAAUUAAUAAAAACUACAGCAAACCAAGAUUCUCAGGAACAGGCCAGUUCUGUCCCAUCAGCUGCACCUCAUCACACAAUGUUUCAAAAGCGUAAAGGCAUUACUGGUUCCAGGAAAUUUUCUCUUGCUCAGUCUGAUGCUCUGCUGAUGAAAAUGCGUUCAGUGGCAAGCGAGGAAUUCAAUAUGAUGAUGCAGCGGAGAAUGAGCCAAGAAAAUCCUAUCCGAGCCUCCGAGACUGAGUUUGUACAAAGGUUACAGAGACUAACUGUUCUAGCUGUUAACAGACUCAUUUAUUCAGCAUCUACUGAAGAAUGCCUUGAUGUACUGGGUAUAGCAGAAGCCACAAGUGAGAGUAGACUUCCAGCAUAUCGACUGGAAGUUUCUGAAGAGGAAAACCAGCAAGAACUGUCUACCAGAACAAAUCCUUUUCUUAAAGAAAUGUUCAAAAUGUUGGUAGAAGGGAUCAAAGUAUCUAUUGGUACCAGCAGAAUGACUGCACCCAAGCAGCAGUGGAAGAGAAUCCUUCUGUCAUGCAAGGACACGUUCCGGACGCAGCUUGGGAGGCUUCUCGUGCACAUCUUGUCUCCAGCAAGGCCACUGCAAGAAAGAAAGCAGGCUUUGGUGAUGAUGCAUGAAGCAAACAACCAAGAGAUUAUGCGUGACUGCCUUAGCCCAACUUUGCAACAUGGACCUAAAUUAGUGCUCUAUUUACAUGAGUUAAUGUACAAUCACAAGGAUGAAAUGACCAAAGAAGAACAAAUAGCAGCAGGAGAUUUUAUGAAUGCAUUAAAAUGUUGUGGCUAUAAAUGCAUCCCCCUGAACCCACCACCAAAACCAGACCUAAUGAAAGCUUUGAAAGAGGAUCAGAAGAAAUACGAGAUGGAAGAGGGUGUGAACAAAGCUGCUUGGGAGAAGACUAUGGCUCAUAAUCAGCAAAAUCUCUUUCAACGUCUGGAUACAAAAUCAAAAGAUAUUUCCAAAACAGCUGGAGACAUCACACAGGCUGUCUCUCUCUCACAAGGGAUGGAAAGAAAGAAAGUGAUCCAGCACAUCAGGGGGAUGUAUAAGGCAGAGCUAAGUGCCAGCAGACACUGGCAGGAACUUGUUCAGCAGCUUACCCAUGAUCGAGCACUUUGGUAUGACCCAGUCUAUUACCCAACUUCUUGGCAACUGGAUCCAACAGAGGGCCCAAAUAGAGAGAGGCGACGACUGCAGAGGUGCUACUUAACUAUACCAAAUAAGUACCUUCUCCCAGAUAGGCAGAAAGAGGAAGGCAUGAUCAAACCUCCCUUAUCUUAUCUAUUUGAAGACAAAACGUAUUCUUCUCACUCUUCUACUGUAAAAGACAAAGCAGCAAGUGAACAUAUAAGAGUUAAUCGAAGAUGUAUCAGUGUAGCACCUUCUAGAGAGACUGCUGGUGAACUGUUGCUAGGAAAGUGUGGCAUGUAUUUUGUUGAAGACAAUGCUUCAGACACUGUUGAAAAUUCUAGUUUUCAUGGAGAAACUGAACCAGCAUCCUUUUCUUGGACCUAUGAGGAAAUUAAAGAAGUUCAUAAGCGCUGGUGGCAACUAAGAGACAAUGCUGUGGAAAUAUUUCUAACAAAUGGCAGAACCUUACUCUUGGCUCUUGAUAAUACAAAGGUCCGUGAUGAUGUGUACCACAACAUCUUAACUAACAAUUUGCCUAACCUUUUGGAAUAUGGAAACAUUACUGCUUUGACCCACCUAUGGUGCACAGGACAGAUUACUAACUUUGAAUACCUGACUCAUUUAAACAAACAUGCGGGCCGUUCCUUCAAUGAUCUCAUGCAAUAUCCAGUAUUUCCCUUUAUACUUUCUGACUACACCAAUGAAACACUGGACCUAAAUGAUCCAUCAGUAUAUAGAAAUCUGGUGAAACCAAUAGCUGUGCAGUCUAAAGAAAAGGAGGAUCGUUAUGUGGAUACUUACAAGUAUUUGGAAGAGGAGUACCGUAAAGGAGCACGAGAGGAUGAUCCAAUGCCCCCUGUACAGCCUUAUCACUAUGGAUCUCAUUACUCCAACAGUGGAACUGUGCUUCAUUUCCUGGUUAGGCUGCCACCUUUCACUAAAAUGUUUUUAGCCUAUCAAGAUCAAAGUUUUGACAUCCCAGACAGAACUUUUCACUCUACCAACACAACCUGGCGCCUCUCUUCCUAUGAAUCAAUGACUGAUGUAAAGGAGCUUAUUCCAGAAUUUUUCUACCUUCCAGACUUUCUAGUUAACAGAGAAGGUUUUGAUUUCGGAGUGCGCCAAAACGGUGACAGAGUUAACCAUGUCAAUCUUCCACCUUGGGCUCGUAAUGAUCCUCGUCUAUUCAUCUUGAUUCAUCGUCAGGCUUUGGAGUCUGACCAUGUUUCCCAGACAAUCUGUCACUGGAUUGACUUGGUGUUUGGUUAUAAGCAAAAAGGCAAGGCCUCUGUUCAGGCUAUUAAUGUCUUUCAUCCUGCAACCUAUUUUGGGAUGGAUGUUUCUGCUGUUGAAGAUCCUGUUCAGAGAAGAGCCCUUGAAACAAUGAUAAAAACAUAUGGACAAACGCCUCGCCAGCUGUUCCAUGCAGCACAUGUUAGCAGACCUGGAUCCAGGCUCAUCAUAGAAGGAGAACUUCCUGCUGCCAUGGGAUUAUUAGUGCAGUUUGCUUUCAGAGAAACCAGGGAGCACACUAAAGAAAUAGUAUAUCCAAGUCCGUUACCAUGGAUAAAAGGCUUGAAGUGGGGAGAAUACGUUGGUUCCCCGAGUGCUCCAGAUCCCGUUGUUUGCUUUAGCCAACCACACGGAGAAAGAUUUGGCUCUCUGCAGGCCUUGCCGACCAAAGCUAUCUGUGGUUUGUCCCACAAGUUUUGCCUUUUGAUGAUAUAUAGCAAGGAGCAAGGUGUGAGAAGCAUGCACAGCACUGAUAUUCAGUGGUCAGCUAUCUUGAGCUGGGGAUAUGCUGAUAAUAUUUUAAGACUGAAGAGCAAGCAAAGUGAGCCUCCAGUAAAUUUUAUACAGAGCUCACAGUUCCAUCAGGUAACAAGUUGUGCUUGGGUGCCAGACAGUUGCCAGCUUUUUACAGGUAGUAAAUCCGGUGUCAUCACAGCAUAUAUGAACAGAUUCACAAGCAAUAUGCCUUCUGAGAUAGAAAUGGAGUCACAAGUCCAUCUGUACGGUCACACAGCAGAGAUAACAAGCUUGUUUGUGUGCAAACCAUACAGUAUAAUGAUAAGUGUCAGCAAAGAUGGAACCUGCAUUAUUUGGGAUUUGAACAGGCUGUGCUAUGUCCAGAGCCUGGCCGGACACAAGAGUCCUGUGACUGCAGUUUCAGCUAGUGAAACAACUGGCGAUAUUGCAACAGUUUGCGAUUCAGUUGGAGGGGGUAGCGACUUGAGACUUUGGACAGUUAAUGGUGAUCUCGUGGGACAUGUACACUGCAGGGAAAGUAUUUGCUCUGUUGCUUUCUCUAACCAGCCUGAAGGAAUAUCUGUCAACGUGAUUGCGGGGGGGCUAGAAAAUGGAGUUGUAAGGCUGUGGAGUACAUGGGACUUGAAGCCAGUGCGAGAAAUAACAUUUUCAAAGUCAGCCAAACCUAUUGUAAGCCUUACCUUUUCCUGUGAUGGUCAUCACUUGUUCACAGCUAAUAGUGAUGGAAAUGUUAUAGCUUGGUGUCGCAAGGACCAGCAGCGCUUGAAGCUACCCAUGUUCUAUUCAUUCCUUAGCAGCUAUGCAGCUGGGUGAUGACUGUUUUUGCUGCUAACUCAUUAUGUUUCUGAUGCACUUUAAAUCCAAAAUAGAUUACAGAAUCUUUUAACUGGAUUUUUUGAAAUAGCUUAAAUGUCUUUAAAAUGACUGAGUAGAUUUAAAGAAAUGGGAAAAAAAGAAACAGCAGUCUAAGAUUGUUGUAAAAUUGUGUAUACAAUGCACAGACUUGAAUAUUAAGGUCACCAGGAAGCUCUGGUCAUAUAUUCCAAUACCAGCAAAAUGGCACAUAAAUGCUCUAACCUACAAGUCAAAAUGCUGCAAUAUAAAAUGUAAUAGUAUUUUUUUAAAAUCAUUUCUUGGACACAAGAAUUUUUGACAACUGAAUCAAUAAUAGUGAUUUCCCCCUCUUUUCUGUUGUAAAAUAUCAGCAGUGUAAAGUUCUUUAUUUAUGAAAAUGUCAGCAUAUAUAUAUCUGAUUAGUUGAGUGUGGUAUAGUUGGCUCUGGGAUAAUUGACCCAAAACUUAAAAAUCCAAGAUGAAUCAAAAUUGCUUUUUUGAGAAGCAAAGAACUCAGUAGGUGCUUUUUGCACCAUCUUAUAGGUAUUGUAAUGCUAAAAAAUUUCUGUUACCUUUAUAUUUGUAAUCGGUCUUCUCUGUUGAGGUAGAAUAAUAGUCUUUACAACAGACAAAAAUAAAAUACCUGUGUCUUAGUGAUGGGCAGGCAUCUCAUGGCAUCAUGAAGCAAUAGUUAGAUCAGGGUUUUAUAGGGGAUUUUUGUUUUGUUUUUCCCCAAUGUAAAGUGUUAACUCCACAGAUUUGUAACACUAGCUAUUGUGAUUCUGUGGCAGAAUAUAUAUAGCUUAUCUUCAGAGCUUUCAAAAAAGGCAUUAAGGUACAGGUGUGCUCCCAUUUGAGUGUCAUUGAAGUUAAAUACACUGUAAAAUGUUUGAAUCUAACUGCCUGAAUAAUCAAUGUUCAUAGGCAUCAGAUGAUUUGGAAGAGUUUACACAGAUACAUUGUGCAAAUAUGCUAUUUAUUCAUAGGUGCUAUUUUUUUUUUUUUGAGAGGAAAAAUAAGCCUCCAUUGUGAAAGGCUUAAAAUUUGAAGUCUUAGGCCAGAUCAAAAAUUAACAUUUCAAUUGAUGGAUUUUAAGGCCUGUAAACCUGAUUCACACUGUAUCUGCUAGUUAUCUGAAAGGUAAAACACAAGAAUGCUACUUAAGCCUGAUGUAGUUACAUUUUUCUUUUAAAUCAUCUUGCCUUUUGAUCAUUUACAUAUUCCACUAUUGCCAUACAGAUGAACUGCUAUAUCUUAUGUUUAAGGUUCAUCUGCCUUGAAAACACUGUAAUUGAGAAUGUCAAGUUGCGAUGAAGAAAACAUGUACACAAAAGAUCUGUAUACUUUGAAAAUUCCAGAAUCUUUACAGAAACUUCCAAAUUUGAAGAACUUUCCAAACUGGAAAAACUUAAUCUAGAAAAGUCUUCUCAUAGUCUGUGACAAAGACUGAUCUUUGGUUUAAUUAAGCAAGUGGCUGCAUACUGUAUGAAUUAAAUUUUAAAUUGCAUAUAUUGUAGCAGCGUUGUAUGGGAUGGCUUUAAUUAUGUUUUUCAUUAUCCAAAUGUUAAUGUAAGGUCAAGCACAGACUGAAAGGCCUUUUGGCUCAUGUUGAAGUGAUGUGCAUUAUUUAAAAGAAAUAAAACACAAAUCUUGUGGUUUGGGGGUGUUUUUAUGCUCCCUGGUCUGGGGUGUUACUCAUAAAGGCUUAUUUUUAUAAAGCAGAAUUUCACUUGUUAAAAAUCAAUAUGCAAAGUUGCUGGCCUUGUGAAGAGUGCAAUAUUAUAUUUUUAUGUAAAAGUAAAAAUGAUUUUUUUGAAGCGGGGAAUAUUUAUUCAGCUUAACAUGUUCUGGAACUAUUAAAACAACUUCAACAGUAUAUGUGCAUGUCAUAAUGAAAUUCCCUGUAAAUGUCACAUUCCACACUGUCUUUGUAUAUAUUGUCACAUUGGAUAAUAAACAGAUCUUUGUAUCAAAUUGCUCAUGA
Dromaius novaehollandiae (emu) is the source of this 13819-nucleotide messenger RNA. It is a transcript of the gene LYST, whose product is annotated as lysosomal trafficking regulator. Gene Ontology annotation, molecular function: protein binding. The coding region runs from base 436 to 11814 and encodes 3792 amino acids. Lineage: Eukaryota; Metazoa; Chordata; Aves; Casuariiformes; Dromaiidae. The transcript is spliced from 54 exons. The record is from RefSeq and is a predicted model, not a curated record.